UGGCCAGGGCAACACCUGGCCCAGGUGAGCGAGGUGAGGAGCCAGGCUGAGACUGGAGCCCCCAAAGAGCCUCCACAGCAGCGAGUCCCCUCUCUUCCCCUGGAGGGCUCUGCACAGAUAAUGGCAUUACACCCACGCAGAGUUCGACUGAAACCCUGGCUAGUAGCUCAGGUGGACAGUGGUAUGUACCCAGGCCUUGUUUGGCUUAACAGAGAUGCUAAACGGUUUCAGAUCCCUUGGAAGCAUGCAACUCGACACAGCCCUCAGCAUGAGGAGGAGAACACAAUUUUUAAGGCCUGGGCUGUUGAAACAGGAAAGUAUCAGGAAGGAGUUGAUGAUCCUGAUCCUGCCAAAUGGAAAGCCCAGCUCCGAUGUGCACUCAACAAAAGCCGGGAGUUCAACUUGAUGUACGAUGGCACCAAAGAGGUGCCAAUGAAUCCUAUUAAAAUAUAUGAAGUGUGUGAUAUCCCACAGUCUCAAGGAGGAAUCAUUAAUCCAGGUUCUACUGGUUCAGCUCCAUGGGAUGAAAAGGAUAAUGACCCUGAUGAUGAUGAUGAGGAUGAAUUAAACCAGUCUCAGCAUGUACCUAUACAGGAUACCUUUCCAUUUCUUAAUAUCAAUGAUUCCCCAAUGGCACCUACUAGUGUGGAGACCUGUAGUCCUGAAGCUGUGUGGCCAAAAAAUGAGCCUGAAGAUAUAGAGAUGCCUAUGCCUCCCACACUUCCACCUCUGCAGCAUGAUAUGUUCAGCUCUCCCGAACUCUGGAUUAGUUCUCUUCCAAUGACAGAUCUUGAAAUUAAGUUUGAGUAUCGAGGCAAAGAGUUUGGACAGACAAUGACAGUGAGCAACCCUCAGGGGUGCAGACUUUUCUACGGAGAACUAGGACCUAUGCCAGAUCAAGAAGAACUCUUUGGUCCUAUUAAUUUGGAGCAAGUAAAGUUUCCAGGGCCAGAACAAAUCACCAAUGAAAAGCAAAAGCUCUUUACUAGCCGACUCCUUGAUGUCAUGGACAGAGGGCUAAUCCUAGAAGUCAGUGGUCAUGCUAUUUAUGCUAUCAGGCUUUGCCAGUGCAAAGUGUAUUGGUCUGGACCGUGUGCACCUUCCUCCACCACACCAAACUUAAUUGAAAGGCAAAAGAAAGUCAAGCUUUUCUGUUUAGAGACGUUUUUAAGUGAACUGAUUGCCCAUCAGAAAGGACAGAUUGCAAAACAUCCACCCUAUGAGAUAUACUUUUGUUUUGGGGAAGAAUGGCCAGAUGGAAAAUCAAAAGAGAGAAAACUGAUUGUUGUUCAGGUCAUUCCAGUUGUAGCUCGGAUGAUCUAUGAGAUGUUUUCUGGGGACUUCACCCGCUCCUUUGACAGUGGUAGUGUACGACUUCAGAUCUCUACACCUGAUAUCAAGGACAACAUUGUUUCUCAGCUGAAGCAACUCUACCGUCUGUUGCAGAAUCACCAAGAAGGCUGGCCAAUGCAACCACCAAACAUGCAGUUGACUCCACCUCUCACAGCACAGUAAUGAUCAGAUCUUGCCCAAAUGAGGAAUUGGCUGGAUUUGUAAACCGGAUACUGCAAUUCCAGCUCAAGAGGGUUUUUAAAGAAAAAUCAGUUAAUUGUAAACUACUCUUCUACUCUUUUACUAAGAAAAACUGAAAUGAGAAUGAAAUUCUAUAUCUAAUAUAAUCUUAUUUACUUUGUAAGAACUGUGUUGAAUUAACCCUCAUGCACUAGAAUGGGUGUCAAAAUCCCCUAGAGCAGUGAUUCCCAACCUUCUUAAUGCCGUGACCCUUUAAUACAGUUCCUCAUGUUGUGGUGACCCAAACCCAUGAAUUUUUUUUGUUGCUACUUCAUAACUGUAAUUAAAUAGGUGUUUUCCAAUGGUCUUAGGCGACCCCCAUGAAAGGGUCAUUUGACCCCCAAAGGGGUCCCGACCCACAGUUUGGGAACCACUGCCCUAGAGUCAUGUUUUGUUGCAGAACCCACAUGGGUCUUAUAUCUGCAUUGUAGGCAUUCUACAGCUGCAAACAGUGUUCCUCCACUUUAACCACUGGCACAACAUGCCCCAUGUUGUUUUGUUUUUGUCUUUUUUGCAAAUCACGAUGCAGCAAAGGAAAUGUAAUGUACUUUACUUAUCAGUAGGUUGGUCUCAUUUGGGGAAAAUCAACAUUUUGUCUAUUGGGAGUAUACUAGAAUUCACUGAUACAGGAAAAACUGCAUAGUACAAGAAGUAUUUAUACAUUAUUUAUCUGAUUUAUUUUACUUUUAUUCCACCACUUUUCUGACUAUGGAUGUUUGAGUGAAACACACUUGAUUCUGCAUACACAAACACUCUUUUGGACAUCAUUUCUUUAUACUGUAGAAUACAAUGGAAUUUUUUGUUGGGAUAAGAACAUACCUACAACUCCCAAUAUAAGUUUUUAUUUAUCCUAGUGCAUGAAUGUUAAUGCAUACAGAUAAGAAUACAUAUUUGGAUUUUUUUUAAAAUAAACUAACUAAUGUACAUAUAAGAAAGAAUGUUGAAUUAUAUCUUGCUUGCAUGUAACACAGCUGUGCUGCCUUUUUAUGUGAUCAGAGUUUAAAUGUUAUUUUUAAAGGAAAUUUUGAAAGCUUUUAACAUAACCACUUUAACUCUACUUUAUUCUUAUAUAUACUUUAUUCUAUGGGUAAUAUAGCUACAUUAUUACAUAAACCAAAUAUUUCUACUUUUAUAAAAUGCUUUUUUAAAAAAAAUACCCAGUAGUGCUGGCACAUAUCUGAUCAAUGCAAACAUUUUUGUCACCACUGUUAUAUAUUUUAAAUCUUCAAUAAAAUUGCUUUGCAAAAUUGUUAUUUGAA
Sceloporus undulatus (fence lizard) is the source of this 2831-nucleotide messenger RNA. RefSeq names its product interferon regulatory factor 6 (gene IRF6). The transcript is spliced from 8 exons. Gene Ontology annotation, biological process: regulation of transcription by RNA polymerase II; immune system process. The coding region runs from base 121 to 1515 and encodes 464 amino acids. Gene Ontology annotation, cellular component: nucleus. The record is from RefSeq and is a predicted model, not a curated record. Lineage: Eukaryota; Metazoa; Chordata; Lepidosauria; Squamata; Phrynosomatidae. Gene Ontology annotation, molecular function: protein binding; RNA polymerase II cis-regulatory region sequence-specific DNA binding; DNA-binding transcription factor activity, RNA polymerase II-specific.